AUGCGCCAGGACGAGGCCCUGGAAUGGCGAGAACGAAGGCAAUCACUUGAGGCCGACAACGAACGCCUCAGCACCGAGCUACGCAGCGCACUGGGUCGCAUCACCCGCCUCGAAACCGAAACCCGCCGUAAGGAUGCCUUGUUGACGGAGGCGCGGGACAGCGCCACCGCACGAGCAGAAAAGAGCUCGAGGUUCGAGACCGAGCUCCGCCGUAAAGACCAGCUCUUGGAAGAGGCCGAGCGAGACAAAAAGCGAGCUUGGCAGGCCACAAACGCUUCAGCGGAAACAGUGAACGCCGCCAUGAUGCGGGCCAAGGCGGCUGCCAAGGAAGCCUCCGACCUUCGUAUUCUCCAAAACAGUGUCCGCUGGCAGGAUGCUAACAGUGGCGAAAAGCUUCGCUUUGAAGGUCGGGCGGUGAACAAGCCAGGUAAAUCCUUAACAGACGCACUGGCGGCUGCGGCUGCUGACGGCGGUGGACCGGAGGCGAUGAGGCGCAGCUGGGGGGCGGUCGAGUCAGAUCCUCUUCACAACGUGCCCGCGGCGGGGCGAGAUGUUAUUAGGAAUCGAACGAGCUCCCUCGGCUCGGCAGUGGGGCGCUCGGUGGAUCACACGGCGGCGGUGGACAUUGUGAAUCACGCCAACAACAAGCUUACGCGAAUUGCAACAGCAGGCAUCGAAAAUACUACAGCAGGGGUGAACCAUAUUCCUCCGAGAGACGUCGCCACGGCAGUCGGUCAACCUGCAAGCCAUGGCGUUUCUCUCGGGGAUAUCCUCGUCGAGAGGGAAGAAGAGAACGACGCGUGGCGAACAGAUGUCGCGGUGUCGUCCUCUUCAAAAGAAUCACGGGAGACAAGAGAAUCAAGGCGGUGGGUGCAUGCUGUGAUCGGGCCAAACGCCUCUCCAACCAGAGCAGCAGGACGUGAGCUUUGUAUUGUUGGAGAUAGGCAGCAUCAUGACUCAGCGGGGGUGAAGGGGGCAUUAACGGGGGCAAACCCGGCAUGGACCGACAUGCCACCCCUGUCGCAAGGCGGCUCCCCCGAAGCGAUCGGAGGGUGCGGCGAUCGCGAUAAUCUCGGCUACGGGCGGCGUCUGUUUGAAAGCAGCGGUGACGGUGCUGUAAAUAGUACGCCUAUCACCCACGGGGAAGAAUGUAGAACAAGCGAGGAAUGUCGAGAUCAUGGCAAGGUCUGCAGUGGGCAUGGCGAGCGUACCAUGGAUGAAGUCGGGCUUCGGGACAAGGCGCGCGCCUGUGAAGAUGUCAUCAAUGAUGCAUCAACAGCUGAUUUUUCUUUCAUGAUGCCAAGACCCUACCCGGCGGCCGGGUGCAGGAGGGGUCGAGACUCCAUGUCAUCGCGCCGUAGCAGCCUCAGCGGGGCUGGUGCAGGAGUGAUGGAGGUGACCGGCGAGGCAUGCGGUCUCGAACCCGAUCGGGCAACCGACGUAAGGCAGGUCCUUCCCACCAUUUUGGACAACGAGGUUGGUAGCCCACAAUCUUUCGACGAGAGCCAGGCAACGAGGAAGGGCCUCAUGAAACAUAACGCAUCACAAUCCACUGCUGCAUCGGUCAAAUCGGAUGCUGUGGAAAGUCGAAGCCCGAAAGAUCACAGUAGGCUCGGGAUGUCGGCCUUCACGAUGAGGGCAUCAGGGCCUUGGCGUAGGCAAUCAUGUGCCGCAGUUCCAAAUGAGCGGUUUUCAUCUGUCACCCAAGGAGGGUUGCGCGAAACGAGCGACUCCCCUGGUGUCUCCGACAAGGAAGCGAUAGCUCGUCGUGAGAGGCGGGCGUCGGCCCCGUUUGCCACGGAUGCAGCAGAGCAUGAGCUUCGGCCAGCUCGCGAGGUGGAAAGAAAACUUACUCUCCUACAGAUGGAAAUAUCUCAGCUAGAAGCAGAGCAAACUAAGCUACUGCCGAAGACGAGCAAGACCAUGCAAGCGCGCGUGCAAAUACGAGAGAUAGAAGGGCGCUUGGCUGUUUUGGCUAAGGAGUCUUCCAAGCUUCGAAGGGUUUUACGAGAAAAACCGUGGACAGCGUGA
This is a messenger RNA of Ectocarpus sp. CCAP 1310/34, 2031 nucleotides long. Lineage: Eukaryota; Phaeophyceae; Ectocarpales; Ectocarpaceae. The record is from the annotation of a GenBank genome assembly.